AGUAUUAUAUUAACUUUCACUGACUGGCAAGCGGGAGAACUGAUCAUUUCUCUUUGGUAAAAAUCAACUGAUUCACCCCAUUAACAAGAUAUUUGAAAAAAAACCACCAACUUUAGCGAAAAUGUCUGAAAAUUCUUGCCAUGUUUGUCCAGCAUGUACAACUAAAAGCGUACUUCCAAGAUUACCUUGUAAUCCUCAUAAGACAUACUGCUCAACUUGCAUUGAAAAUUUAUGUACGAAUAAAAAUUUAAAGCCUACCGACAAUCUACUAUGUCCAACCUGUAGAGCACAACCCCAAAAAUCGGAUGACGGUGCGUUAGGAUUUGCUGUAGCAAAUGCGGUUAAAUCUAAUAAAGUAAUCGUUUCAAACGAGCAAAUCGAGAUGGAUGAAUUUAAUAAAACAUUUAUGAUAAUGCUCAGAAACGAAAUAAAAAAGACUAGAAAAAGUAAAGAUGAACAAAUAGCUCGGUUGAAUGAGUCAACGAGUUUUUUUGAAGAAUGCAUAAAAAGUAGACGAGACGAACUGCAAUAUUAUAUUGAAGAAUUUUACGAAACUAAGGAGGAUAGAAUCUUAGAAUUGUUAAGGGGCUGCAGUUUCCUGGGUAAAUCUAUUGAGAAGAAAAACGAGGAGAGGGAGAAUAGGGAGCAGGAAUCGGAAAAGGAUGCUGAAGAUACUAGCUAUACGGAAUCGUGCGAAGGAGGAUGUGAUGAAGAGGAGAUAGAAAGACGCCAAUUAGAUUACGUCUUUUCCAAAGAUUUAAAAGUGGCUAGGAAGGAAUUGGAAGAGCUAAAAGAGCAAAUAACUAAACCGGAAGCAAUUUUUAAACCUGCAUCUUUCAUAAAUAGACCAGAUUUCGGAACGAUCAUUUAUACUCAUGCCGAAAUUCCGCACGAAGACAAAAGAUUUGUUGUUGGAGGAAAUAUCGAAAUAGUAAAAUCUUACGUACAAGGCAUCUAUGUUGUUAGUAAGAAAGAGUAUUCGAUAGUCGUGAAUAAUAUAAUUUCGGGUGAAAAUAUUGAAAUUGACCUAUCCGACGAUGAGCUAUCCAUUCACGAUAUUUGCUUGGGAGGAGACGGUUACCUUUAUCAUAUUUUAUUUACUCCCGAAGAUCUUAUACCAGAUCCAACGAUACAAUUCGAUAAAAGAGCUAGAAUCAAUCAGAAGAGAAUAUUUUAUAUGGAGCACGAUCUGUGCGAAAGAAGUAGACUUUUGGAUUGUUCCAAUUAUUAUAUUGUCUCUCAACCAACCGAGAAUUUUUUAAUUGAUAGAAUUUCAUUUAAAUUCUUUAAUCAAUUAAUGCUUUACGAUAGGGUUAAAAAUAUUAUCGGUAUUCAAGUUUUCAAAAAGUAUAUAUGGGAUUAUAAGAUUAUUAAUAAUUUAAUAUUUUAUCUAUUCCAAGAUAGAGUUAUUAAGAUGUACGAUAGUUCCUCUGGUACGUCGACAUUCUGUAAGAUUACACCGGAAUUUGGAAGAUUUUCACUUAAAACUGAUAUUGUUGCACCUUUGAGAAGAGGUUCAGUUUUCCUGCACGACGAUAAAUACGUUUAUAUCUAUUUAGAGAAACAAAGGGAAUUUAUAAGAUUUCCUCAGAAUAGAAUCUUUCAUAAGGGACAUCUGUUGGCCUAUAGACUCACUACUCACGACAUAACCUUUGUCGUCUUUAACAAAGAUAAUCCUAAUGAAAUUUACACUCAAACGUACGAUAUGUAGGGAAAAGAGAAAUGAUAGGUGACAGAAGAGAGGAGGGUAGAAAGAGACAGAGAGAGUGAGAGAGAGAUUAUAGAUAAUCCCUCUAUUAUUUAUCACAGAAUGGAAUUUUUUCAAUAUACCUAACAACGCCAAUAAUUAUAUUUUCUUUUUUCAUUUAUUCAUAGGCCUGUUUUUUUUUCUUUUUUAAUUAUUCAUAUGAUAUUUUUCUUUUUUCUUUUUUGUAAAAUUUACUCCUCUUAAUCAUUUUUUAUGCAUAAAAAACUUGUGUGAUAAUUAAUAAUAAACCCAUAUUUCAUGUCAUACGAUAUCCGAUCGAUAAAGAGUUCAAAAACUGUUCAAAUUUUACCAAUUGGGCCUAUAAUUUAAUCUUUAAAUAUAUAU
Dimorphilus gyrociliatus is the source of this 2092-nucleotide messenger RNA. The record is from the annotation of a GenBank genome assembly. NCBI's taxonomy places the organism in Eukaryota, Metazoa, Annelida, Polychaeta, Dinophilidae.